AUGGUCGACCCCGUCUCGUACGUCAAGAUGUUCUUCCGCAGCGUAUUCUCCGUCUUCAGUCCAUCCACCACCACGGUCUGGCAGAACAACAUCGCCUACUCGAUCACGCUCCACAACCCGCGCGUCCUGCUCUACCGCGGUCCCGAAACCUACGUCACCUUCUCCAUCUACGCGCAGGCCUACUCUGCCGAUGCCCGUAAGCAGCUCGAAUCGCUCUCCUCGAGCCAGCUCAGCGACGUUGUCAAGGCGACGAACGUUCAACUUGUCCAAAAGGGAUGGAUCGCUGGUGUCGUCGGAUGGAAUGCGGCUGGGGCGCUGGGUGUGGCGACGAAGAAGGGGUGGGAUGUGACGCCGGCGGGCAGGGCGAGUUGGAAGGACACGCAAGCGGAGGCGAGUGGGCUGUCGAUCAAGCAGCAGGAGGAUGAGGAUUGGGGUGAGAAGCCUCAACACCGAUCGUCGCACCAAACCGUCACGAACGGUCAAGAGGAAUACGAGAUGCAGACUCUCAACAAGACUCCCGAUGAGCCUCUCAGAGAAACCCGACACAUCGCGCUCAAGCGCAAGGAAAAGAUCGACAAGCAGAUCCGCUCCCAAUCGUCCACCAUCGACACCGUCGACACCUCCUCCGACUCCUCCACCCGCGUUCUCGGAACCUACAAGUGUCGCAUCCCCGUCGAAACCGGCGAUGGAUACUUCCGACUCUGGAUCACCUUCCCUUCGCCCGUCACCCGCUCCUCGAUCGGAAUCGGCAGCCCUACCUUCCGACUCUUCUCCUUCUCCCUCACCUCUGCUUCCCCGCGCGGUGCCGCUCUCCUCCCCAUCCCCGUCAUCGCACCCGAACUCCUCCUCCGCUCCGUAUCCAUCGCCCUCACCACUAUCAUGUACGGUCUCUUCCCCGUCGCCGCCAUCGUCGACAAGAUCCUCCCGAGGUGGAUGUCCAGAAGAUUCAUCAACUGGAUCUACAACCGGGUCGGGGCGAAGAACAAGACGGAUCAGCUCAAGGAAAAGUACCAGGUGGACAGGAAGGUGGAACAGGCAAAGGAGCAGGUCAAGAAGGUUCCGUUUGCAAGCGCGGGCAUCAGGACAGAUUGGGAUCUGGAGAGGGAUGCGAAGAGGGGACGCGGUGGUUGGGCGUACCAUUGGUGA
This is a messenger RNA of Pseudozyma hubeiensis SY62, 1146 nucleotides long. RefSeq lists its product as hypothetical. The transcript has a single exon. The record is from RefSeq and is a predicted model, not a curated record. Lineage: Eukaryota; Fungi; Basidiomycota; Ustilaginomycetes; Ustilaginales; Ustilaginaceae. The coding region runs from base 1 to 1146 and encodes 381 amino acids.